AUGUUAGCAUAUGGCAUAGCAGCUGAUGCUGUUGAUGAUUAUGUGCGCAUACGCGAGAGCACUACAAUUGAAUGCUUGAAAAAAAUUGUUGAAGGUGUCAUUUUGGUGUUUGAGGAUGAAUACUUGCGAAAACCAAAUCCAAAUGAUGUUCGACGCCUGCUACAAAUGGCGGAGGGUCAUGACUUUCCUGGCAUGUUGGUGUUCGAUGAUAUUCUAAAUGACCGUGCUCUGGAGGUAAAUUAUACUAUUAAUGGUAACAAUUAUACUAUGGGAUACUAUUUAGCAGACGAUAUUUAUCCUAAAUGCGCCAUAUUUGUCAAAUCAAUCUCAAAGCCACAAGGGGAGAAACGCAAGUUAUUUGCACAAUACCAAGAAGGGCAAAGAAAAGAUGUGGAGCAAGCAUUCGGAGUGUUGCAAGCACGCUUUGCAAUUAUACGUGGUCCAGCUCGCUUUUGGAAAAAGAAAAAACUUGCCAACAUAAUGAGAGCUUGUAUUAUAUUGCAUAAUAUGAUUGUUGAGGAUGAAAGAGACACUUAUGCAGGAAAUUUUGCUCAAGGCUUAGAGUAUGAUGAUGUCAAAAAUGCCUUAUCACAACCUCAGUUGGGAGAAGAAGAUUUUGCACCAUACCAUCAAUUUCUUUAA
Messenger RNA from Arachis duranensis, 642 nucleotides. RefSeq lists its product as uncharacterized. The record is from RefSeq and is a predicted model, not a curated record. Lineage: Eukaryota; Viridiplantae; Streptophyta; Magnoliopsida; Fabales; Fabaceae. The transcript is spliced from 2 exons. The coding region runs from base 1 to 642 and encodes 213 amino acids.